AUGACGGCAGCAGUCCUUCGUAGUUCGCCGAACCUCGCAGUCCCGCAGACUCAAAAUACCGCUCCAGUCUUCGAAUUCAACUGCCUCUAUACGCAUGAUUUACGUCGCAAGCAAAAGCGAUGGCAGGAUGGCUUUCUUCGAUACCACACCUUCAACAAGCGUGUCAUGGUCUACGACGUUCCUAGAAAUUUCCUCGGCGACCUUCACUGGACUAGCGGCGAUGACUUGCAAGAGGGGGAUGAGAUGACCCUGGAAAAAGGUGGCAUCAUGGUCGAAGUCUCUGAAAGAAUAGGCACCAUCCAGACCGACCUCUCCGACUUGCUCCAACGAAAGGACAAGACCCCAGCCAAAACACCUGCUCCACGAACAAUCGUGCGCCAUGGAACUCCGCUUUCAGCUGCUCAGUCGGUCACCCCCAGAACUCCACAUGGAAUCUCCAAGACGCCGAUGAAACACAAGUCACUCAAUGCUCUGCUUGGAAGGUCAAGGCGGCCCAUAGGGAAGGCCUCUUUGCCUACAGAAUCUCCAUUUGAAGUACGAAAUAGAGACUUGCAGACCACAGAAGCUCAGGAAGAGAGCAUCCGCAAACGCUCAAGGCUCGACUCUGACGUACAGGCACGCAAAGCGAAAAAGCAUCGUGAUCAGACCCCUGAAGGGCAGCAACAAAAUCCAAUUGCCAUCCCGAACCAAGUUUGCCAAGUUAUUGAUCUGUCUUCUGACACGGAGGACAUCGCUGCAGCUCAAGCCGCCAGUCAUGCUAUUGAGGCUGAAUUGCUAGCCACAUCCUCUCCUGCUCGUUUGCACGAAAGUCCCGCUCCUAGGCAAGUACGUCCAAAUCACUUUCGUCCGAUCGACAGACGGCCGGCAGCCAUACAACAGGCGGCCGUUGAGUCGCCGUCAGUCAGAGUACCAAGUCGGAAGGCGUUUGCAGAUGUGCCUGCUCCUGCCGCUGCAACUGCUCGGCCUGCGAAGGAGACUAGUGUUUCGCGAGAUACUGCCAAAACGAAAGCCAUCGAAAUGCCUGCCGACGAUUCUAUUCGGAAAAGUUCAUUUUUUGGACCCGAGCCUGAGUCUCAAGCACGCGGGAAAUCCUUGAAGCUUGUUGGCGGAGUCCCGCGAAAGAUGCUGCUUUUUCAGUCGCAAAACUCUCGUCCGGCAAGCUCUGAGAAAGGAGCGGAAUGCGUGGGCCGUGACAGAGCUCCGAGCACACGGCGAGAGGCAAGUCCCGGCCAACCCAAGGUGGCGCCUAGACCUGUUCAGGCUACGAGUGAACCUACAGCCGACCAACUCCCAGAAGAAAGUGUCUUCCAACGACGACUGCAAGAACGACUCGCAAAACUUAGCAACAAGAACAAACGGACCGGCCUGCAAAGGAGUUCUUCCGACGUGACCGAGCAACGGCCUGCUAACGACAAGGCUCCGAGCACGACUGGUUUGAGGAAGACGACUUCUGUUGUCAUGUCAAGACUGGAUUCACCAGAAGACCCAACACUGACCGACUUCGCCUUCCCCGACAUGACUCCAAUGGACUUCGACGACCCUAUCGUCGACGACUCAGUUGCACAGCCACCGACGCGGAAAAGCAACGAACCGGUCGGCAAGGCUCCAAGGCCAAACGGCAGGGGAACUGGUACUAUCAGUGCUAGAUCUUUCAAGCCUUUGACUGUCAAGCUCCCUGCAGCCCCUUCAGCUCCUACAGCCCCCGCCGACCCUGCAGCUUCUGUGAUAACAUCCAAAGCUGCACAGAUGAUAGCAGCUGAAGAAAAGAAGAAUCAGGAUAUUGGACCAUGGAGUAAGGAGGCUUUCGACCUGAUGGACUGGAGACCGCCGAACAUGCAAGCCAAGGUCAGCAAAUCGGUAUGA
Aureobasidium pullulans EXF-150 is the source of this 1863-nucleotide messenger RNA. RefSeq lists its product as uncharacterized. The transcript has a single exon. Lineage: Eukaryota; Fungi; Ascomycota; Dothideomycetes; Dothideales; Saccotheciaceae. Bases 1 to 1863 code for a protein of 620 amino acids. The record is from RefSeq and is a predicted model, not a curated record. Gene Ontology annotation, cellular component: nucleus; site of double-strand break. Gene Ontology annotation, biological process: double-strand break repair.